Messenger RNA from Trypanosoma grayi, 666 nucleotides. Its product is annotated as putative beta-ketoacyl synthase family protein. Lineage: Eukaryota; Euglenozoa; Kinetoplastea; Trypanosomatida; Trypanosomatidae. The coding region runs from base 1 to 666 and encodes 221 amino acids. Gene Ontology annotation, biological process: fatty acid biosynthetic process. The transcript has a single exon. The record is from RefSeq and is a predicted model, not a curated record. Gene Ontology annotation, molecular function: 3-oxoacyl-[acyl-carrier-protein] synthase activity.
AUGCGGGCGCUCUGCACGAAGUACAACGACAGGCCGCGGGAGGCAUCGCGCCCGUUCGACUCAGAUCGUGGCGGCUUCGUGAUGGGUGAGGGCGCCGGCGUAAUGGUGCUCGAGGACCUUGAGCACGCGCAGCGGCGGGGUGCUCGCGUCCUCGCGGAGCUGCGUGGAUUUGGCGUCUCGAGCGAUGCGCACGAUGUCGCCGCGCCGCACCCUGAUGGACGUGGCGCGCAGUUGUGCAUCCGCGCAGCUCUCACCGACGGCGGCGACGUCCCGCCCGAGGCGGUGGUGUACGUAAACGCACACGCCACCGGUACGAUCGGUGAUGAUGUGGAGCUGCGCGCGCUGGACGCCGUGCUGUGCAGCAGAAACGACACAAAGGGCGGCCGGUGCUCGCCUCUGUGUGUGAGUAGCGUGAAGGGCGGCCUCGGUCACCUUCUAGGUGCUGCAGGAAGUGUGGAGGCCAUCGUGGCGAUCAUGGCGCUCUUUCACCAACAGGCGCCGCCGAAUAUUAACUUGCACACGCCCACGGUGGAGGCGUCGGAGCGGCUGCUGCUGGUGCGUGGCGACGCGCCGCAUGCCGUUCGAGGGGAGGCUGUGAUCUCCACGAGCUUCGGAUUUGGUGGCGUGAACACGGCGCUGCUCUUCACCCAGGCAGAGACGGCGUAG